CAGGCUAGAUUUAAGUCUUUUCCAGGUGUGCGGGUUUCUUACGGCGAAGGACAGGUGCUGGUAGUACACUUGACAUAAUCAGGUAGCCUCCCAAACCAGGGCACCACGGCCUCCCAAUUCUCAACACGUGACUGAUUGCUCCUCACACCUGGAAGCCCCUGGAGUCUUUGAGCCGGGCCCCAGGAAUUGCUGAAACGCCCACUGAAUGAAUGAAGCUACAACAGCCCGGCUGCUUCGGCUCUCCGUUAUGGCAACGGAGCCACCAUCCCCCCUCCGACUUGAGGCGCCCGGCCCCCCAGAAAUGCGGACCCCACCGGUGAGCGAAGCCCCCCCCGAGGGCACCCCGAAGCCGGCAGGCGGCAGGCUCUGCUUCCUCAACGGAUGCGUGCCCCUCUCGCAUCAGGUGGCUGGGCACAUGUACGGGAAAGACAAAGUGGGUAUCCUGCAACAUCCAGAUGGCACAGUUUUGAAACAGUUACAGCCACCUCCAAGGGGUCCAAGAGAGCUGGAAUUCUAUAAUAUGGUUUAUGCUGCUGACUGUACUGAUGGUAUUCUUUUAGAGCUACGAAAAUAUUUGCCAAAAUAUUACGGCAUCUGGUCACCUCCCACUGCACCGAAUGAUUUAUACUUAAAACUGGAAGAUGUGACCCAUAAAUUUAAUAAGCCCUGCAUAAUGGAUGUAAAGAUAGGGCGAAAGAGUUAUGAUCCUUUUGCCUCAUCUGAGAAGAUUAAGCAACAGGUCAGCAAGUACCCAUUAAUGGAAGAGAUUGGGUUCUUGGUGCUUGGCAUGAGGGUUUACCAUGUUCAUUCUGACAGCUAUGAGACACAAAACCAGCACUAUGGAAGAAGCUUAACAAAAGAAACUUUAAAAGAUGGAGUCUCCAGGUUUUUUCAUAAUGGAUUCUGUUUAAGAAAAGAUGCGGUUGCUGCCAGUAUUCAGAAGAUUGAAAAUAUUCUGCAGUGGUUUGAAAAUCAGAAGCAGCUUAAUUUUUAUGCAAGUUCAUUACUGUUUGUUUAUGAAGGUUCAUCUUGGCCAACUACUACAAAAUCGAAUGACAGAACUUUGGUAGAAAAACUUCUGUCCAAAGGGCAACUGUCAGACACAGAAGUACUAGAGUACAAUAAUAACUUUCAUGUGUUAAAUUCCACAGAGAAUGGAAAAAUAGAUGCUUCGGUAGGCAAAAGCCUCUCCAAGAUGUAUGCUCGUCAUAGAAAAAUGUGUUCAAAAAGGCAUCACAGUCAGACUUCAUUGAAAGUUGAAAAUAUAGAGCAAGACAAUGGGUGGAAAAGCAUGUCACAGGAACAUUUAAAUGGAAAUGUACUUUCCCAACUGGAAAAAGUUUUCUAUCAUCUUCCCACUGGUUGCCAAGAGAUUUCAGAAGCAGAAGUGCGAAUGAUAGAUUUUGCUCAUGUGUUCCCUAGCAACUCAAUAGAUGAGGGAUAUGUUUAUGGGCUGAAGCAUUUAAUUACCGUACUGCAAAGUAUUUUAGACAAUUGAAUCCUUUGCUGCAGUCUUUGUAAAGGAUGGGGCAACCAUAAGAGCAGCAGUCAAUAUCUCUGUACUUGUAAAGCUAUGUAAAAAAUUUAUAUUGUGAGUCUACAUUUUGUCUUUAUACUUUUGGUAGGAGGGUUAUCUUUUUUAUAAUCUUACUCAGGAAAACUAAUUAUUUGCUCAUUAGAAAACUAUGAAGAAUAAAGAAACUUAGGAAUCUUAAGCAGGGAAUGUGGUGGUACAUGGCUUAAACAUCUGGCUGAACCAAGAUGCAAACCAUUAUUCAGUCAUUAAGAGUUUAUUUAGCUUUCUGUAGCCAAUUUGUCAUGAAGUCUCUGUCCACUGAACCUUGACAAUGAGCCAUAUCUAAACUCAUUAAAUUAAUGGAACACUUUUAAAAAUCUAGAAAGCACAGGUUGAUGUCCUUGGUAUUACUAUGUAUGAAGUCAUUAAAACUGGAGAAAAUUCUACUUCAGAACAAUUAAGUACUGUUUAGGUUUUAUGUUAAAAGUUCAGACCAGCAUAUCAAAAGGUGCUUCUUAGUAAAGCAAUUUAGAAUUAUUGCAUUCAAAAAGCAGAUUUUCUCUUUUAAUUUCCAUUAAAAUGGGUAUUUCAAUAUAUUAUACUUAAUGAGAAAAAUAAUUAAACAACAAAAAUCUUGAAAUCAAUGUCACUAAUUAUUCUUGUCGGGGUUAGGAGAAGAAAUAAGUUAUUUGCAAGGAACAAAAUGGUUUUCUUUUAAAAUCUUUCAUUGAUGUGAAAAUUGGAAUCUAUAUUUACUACAUUUGAAAAGUGCUGUAAAACGUAUAAUACCUUUUGCUCUAAAUGCAGCUUUAAAAGGUAGAUGAUUGAAGCUUUGUCUUAUUUCUCCUUUAAAUAGCUUGAGAAUUUUCUCAUUUAAAAUUCAUGUAUUUAUAUGUCCCCAUUUAGUUCAACAGUAUAAAUAUAUGUUGCCAAAAAAGUGCUUCUCAGAAUUUUAGAAAGCAAUGAAGGACACCAUCAAGUAUUAUGUUAUCAAAAGUACUAUGUAAAUUAGUGCAUCUCUAUGAGUUUGGUGCAUAUCUAAAUUCAUGCUUCUAUGUCACUCUUAAACAGUUCUUUACCCUAUUCCAGAGAGAAAUUAUGAUUUAAUUUUGUGAUAGGUGGGGGGAAUGCUAUUUUUCCUGGAAAAAUGAGAUUUUUAAGUAUUAUCUGCAUUUCACAUUUACCACCUAAAAGGAUUUACAAAUAUGUUAGCUGUUUAUGAAAGCAUUAAUUGUACUUUGACUUACUAAUAACACAUCUAAAUAGUUAACAGUUUUGCCAUAUUCCUGAAAAAUGUUUUAGAUUUGUGGGCUGUUGGACUUUUCCCUCUUUUUCCCUCUAGAAUUACAAAUUAAAGUUUUAAACUAAGCAGCUUUUUUUGGUCUGAGGAAAGUAUCACAAUUUUAUCUUUAUCUCUAAGCGUACUUUGCAAAUAUCUGAGCACAGACAGAAGUACCAAAUGCUCUAUGAUUCUGUGUUUGGUAAAUCUAUUAAACCUAAAUUACUUUAAAAUUCAUAUACAUUUUGUUAGAGCAAAAAAAAAUUUUUUUUUUAGAGUCAGUAUAAGUAUUUUUCGUAGAGACUUCAUAUUUUUCUUACUGCCUAAAUGGGUAUUGGCUAUAGCUUUUUGGGGGAGAUAAAUUUCAAGUGCUCAUAAAUAGUCAAAUUUUUAAUUUUACCUUUUUUCUCCUACAGUAUAGACUUCUGUUGUUCUUAUUUGGACAGUAGUUCAGUAAGUCUUAAUAAGCUCAGAUAAUUAAUAAUUUUGAGUCUUUUAAUAAGAAUUUUUUUGUAAGGGAUGGUAUCGGUCUCUGUACAGUAAAUUUAAUAAAUCUAAGUAUUACCAGACUUUUGCACAUUUUAGCUCAAUAAAGUGUGAAUCCGCUUUCUAGAUUUUCUUUAUCCAUAUUUGGAAAUACAGUUUUGGAAAAAUCAGUGUCUUACCUUUUUGAUACAGUAGAUAAUCUUGGUUUUAAUAAAACAAAAAGCGCUUUUAUCAUUUGUUUUUCAGGGAAGGGAUUAACAUUUAAUUCUGUUUGUUUACAUUUUUAUCACUAUUAUCCAAUGCCCAUUUUAUGUUACAUUAUAAGUAAUCUUACAUAUCACAGAGGAAGUAUCUGUUUAUGUAUUCUAGAUGUGAAUAUUUUACUGUCUAGCCCAGUUUAACAUUAUGUUUAGCCAUUUAACAUUAUGCUGAAAUUUACCACUGUGGAGAAGAAUGAUCACUAUUCACCAACCAUAUUUAAACAUGUACAUGUUUAAGAAAUAAGCAUAAUAAGGAUAUAGUUUGGGUUAAUAGGAUUAUCAUAGGUUUUUUUUCCCCCUAGGAAACAUAAAUAAUGAUUUUAGUGUAUUUCUUAUGGAAUGCACUCAUGAAAAGGACUUUAAGAGAUUGUGGAUAGUAUAAUAAUACAUUUCUCUAAUAAAAAUUUAAAUUGUAUAAUAGUUUUAUAAUAAAGUAUUUACACUAAUAUUUUAAUAUGGAUAGAAGUUGCAUAGAUUCAGAUAAAUUAAAAAUUGAUAAAUGCUAAAUAUUUUAUCUAAAUAGUUUUUCAAGAAACAGUUGUGAAAAUGUGUAUAUUAAGUGGCUCUAACAUGGAGCUUUGUGGUCUUUUCAACUCAGUAUUCAUUACUCUUUGUUUCAUAUGUCUAGAAAGAUCAUACUUAGUAUUCCUCUUUACACUACAAUUUGCUAUUAUGGGGCUUUAGAUUGUGUUAAACUGAAUAAGAACUUUUUUUUCUGAUUUUCAGUAUAAUUUACUAUUUUAUGAUUUCUAAGGCAGUGUUUUUCAUAUUAUCUCUAUAAUAUCUAUAUACUGAUAAUAUAACUUAAGAAAAAGUGAUUUUCAAAGAUUUCAGUUGUAAUUUUCAUAUUUCAUGCAACUGAAAACUUUUGUUUCUAGGAUUUGGAAUAUUGUAGAAAAUACAGGAUGAAAGAAAAUGGUAUGAAACAAUUUUAUUUGAGAAAUUACUGUUUUUAAAACACUGUCAUCAUUUUAGUAUUCUCUUAACAGACCAUUUGAUACUUUAAAACUUGAUUUGCUCUUAAAAUUGUUUACAAUGCUUUGUAAUAAUCUUUCUUAUUCAGUGCCUUUAACCUUGAUUUGAUAUGAUUGUAGCCUCAGUUAUCAUUCCACUACAUCCUGCAAUAUUUUUAUAGCCUAGACAGCAAUUUGUUUAAAAAAAAAAAUGUCAAUUUGAUCAUGUAAAGAGGUAGCAAUUGUCUAUCAAUGCUUUGGGAAGACGAGUAGAGUUGCCUAUAGGCCAUUCUCCUUAAUUCAUUCAAAAAUAUCGGAUGUCUACCAUGUGCCCAGCAUUUUUGGCCCUGAAUAUGCAGUUCAGACAAAGCCCUAACCCUUGUCUGCAUUCUCUCUGGAUGGGGUGGGUCUGGGGACUUAAUUAAAAGAGAGAUACAGAAAAAUAUGCAUUAUCAAUAGUGAAGCUAACUAGCAUUUGAGUUUGUGUUAAGAUAAGGUAAUGAUUAUUGAGCUGAGAUGAAGCAACUGACAAUAUGUUGGGUGAAAAAUAAUACUUGCAGCAUUAUAACCUCUAUUUGACUCUUGAGUUCAGGUAGUAAUUAUAGAUAGGAUAAAAAGGCCUUAAUUUUUCACUUUUUUUGCUGGUAAAGGUACGUUUAUUUUUAGGCUGUCCAUUUAGAGUAGUGUUUUAACAGAACAUUACUGUGAAAAACAUUCCAUUACAUAUUCAUAAGCAAAUUACUGCACAUUUUUAAAAUUGUAUUUUACAAUUUCAUACAAGUACUUUAGACCUCAGUCUCAUCUUCAAACCACUGGUAUUUUAAAUUUGGCAAUGAAUAUGAAAUUUUUGACUUACAGAGUGAUUGUAUUGUUACUUAAAAUGCUUGUUAAUAUUUUAGGAAGGUUGGAGUCUCCGUUUUUUGGUGUUUAAAUUGUUACUUAUGUUGAUAGUGUCUAAUAAGAGGAAAUAGCAUUUGUGCGAUUAAAUUAGAAUAUACUUUUAAAAGUUUUAAUUGUUAAACUUUGUCAUCAUGGGGUUAUAUUUUGGCCUGGUGUUCACUUACAAUCUGUUAGUAAGUUUAAUUAUGAAGUGAAAUAGUUUCAAAUAGUAAUGCACCUGCGUAUAAAUGAAAUUGGUGUGCACAAAGACACUUUACUAUAGGGAGUUGUACUGGAAGAUUUAUGAAAGCAUGUGAAAUUGCACCUAAAAUUGUAUUAGUGACUAUGCUAAAUUUAUUUUACUUGAUGAAUGAAUGUAUUUAGUGUAGUCAAAGUUACUUUGGUUUAAAUGUCUACACAAUGUCUUUUUUUAAAUGUGUUUGUAAUUUGUAGUAUUGAUGGGGGGUAUUUGGACUUGGACUGCAGGGGUUAUUGUCAAUGUGUGAUUUGUGUUUUUAUUUUAUAGAAUCAUCUAAUGUGAUAUACCGAUUUUUAUAAGUGAUAUUUAGAUAAUUCUAAUAACUGUAUAUUUGACAACCUAUUAAAAUGUUUUGCAAUUGGA
Messenger RNA from Neogale vison (American mink), 5995 nucleotides. It is a transcript of the gene IPMK, whose product is annotated as inositol polyphosphate multikinase. Gene Ontology annotation, molecular function: inositol-1,4,5-trisphosphate 3-kinase activity; inositol tetrakisphosphate kinase activity. Gene Ontology annotation, cellular component: nucleus; cytoplasm. The transcript has 8 exons. Bases 206 to 1498 code for a protein of 430 amino acids. Gene Ontology annotation, biological process: inositol phosphate biosynthetic process. NCBI's taxonomy places the organism in Eukaryota, Metazoa, Chordata, Mammalia, Carnivora, Mustelidae. The record is from RefSeq and is a predicted model, not a curated record.